GGCAGUGAGUUUUAUUCAGACUUAUGUUGGAAAAAAGGGAAAGAUGUCAAACAGUCUGACUUGUUAUGUGAGGAUAAAUGCAGGAAAUUUUCCUGGACUUGAACUCAAGUAACCUCUCCAGCUCUUUCCACAGGUUUUACUGCUGUCAUCUUUAUUUUCUUUAAUUAGAUACCAAGAUGAGUCAAACUAUGUAUGCACACUGAUGAUAAUUAUUUUCUGCUACAAUAGGUCUGGAUCGUUACUGAACAAUCUUUGUUUUUAUAGUAAAUAACGAAUAAAUCAUUAAAAGCCUUUUUUUUGGAAAUAUUUUCUGGUAUAACUUUUUUUAAAUUUUUUUUUUAUAAAUUUUUACCUUGACUGGUUUCAACUUGAACAGCUUUAACUACGAUUCCCACAUAUAAUCAUGUAUCGCUCGAAUUUUUUCCCAGGUUUUUACUUGUUUUCCUUUUGCAACCAGCGUUUACCGUUUUUCUAUUAUUUUCUCAUAUUUUUUUAAAGAAGCUCUUUCUCAUUAGUUGGAUUGUUCUUCACAAUCUGGGAUAUGUAUUGGACUGACUGUGUUAAAUUAAAAUACAAUAAUCCCUUAAUAAUAAUAAUAAACUGUAUUUAUUUGGUAUUGAAAUAUAAUGCAUGUCUUGGCUGAUGUGCAUCACAUAAUUUAGAGGUGCAUUCAGUCAUUUAAUUCUUUAAAUUUUGAUGAUUAUGGUUACAGAUAAUAAAAACCCAAAAUUCUGUUUCCCAGAAAAUCUGAAUAUUACAGAAAAUUUUUAUUUUGAAUACAAUAAUGUUAUAUUAUGCACACUAUCAUGGCUGAAGACUGCUGACUUUACAGUUGUCCUCCAUAAAUGGAGUAAACCACAUAGAAUCAUUGCUAAAGGAACUUGCUGUUCACAAAGUUCUGUAUCCAACAGGAAGUUGAGUGGAAGAAAAAACGCAGUUGGAAAAGGUACAGAGGCAGCAGGAAUAACUGCUGCGUUGGAAGGAUAGUGAUGUAAAGUCCGUUCUAAUGGUGUGGACUGCAGCUAGAGUUAAGCCACUCUUUAACCAGACACAAUAUCAGAAGCUCCUUACUUGGCCAAAAAAAAAAAAACAGACUGUUCUGAGUGCCUUUAUGGGGAAGCUGAUCAUUUUCCAGUAGGAUUUGGUACCUGCCCACACUGCCAAAACUACAUAUACCUGCUUCAGUGACCAUCUCAUCACUGUGCUUGAUUGGCCUACAAACUUUUCUUUUUCCUGCAAAACUGAAUUUUUAAGCCUUAAUCAUCAAAAUAAAAAUAUACCUAAGGAUAUAUCGCUCUGUGGACUAAAUCUAUAGAAUGCAUGGGUUUCUCUUUUUGAACUGAAUUACUAAAAUUAAAAUAAAACGUUUACAUGAUAUUGUUAUUUAUUGCAAUGUACCCAUUGAUACAAAUUUCUGAAUGUAUGUCAGACAUACAGUAUUGUUGUUGCCUCUUGUCUACACUUUUCAACAAUAGUUUGUUAAUGAAACUGGACAAACACUUAGAAUGUUAAGAUUUAAGUCAAAGAAUAAGUAGAAAAUUGGUCAAAAUUGUUCUCAUGACACGCUUUAUGACAGAUUUUUAUUAUUUUGAUAUCUAGUUGAAUGGGUAUAAUAGGAAAGAGGUUUUUUUGUAUUUUUAUUUAGGAAACAUACAUAUUUGGGUGUUUUUAGAAGUGAUUAUUAAAAAUAUAAAAAAAUGUUGAUCUAAAAUCGAAUCAGACGUCUGCACCAAGUGGGAGGGACGCUGUGCUGUGAUUGGCCGUUGGCAUUCGGGGACGCUGAGUGAUUGGUUGUUAGCAUAAAAGCGUUCUACAUUUCAUUUGUAGUGAUACCUGACGCAAUCUACCUUGAACGAAUCUGCGCCUUUCGUCUGCUUUUUACGGUACUUUUGUCAUCACUUCCGUAAAACAAGGGCUUGCGUUGUUUAUGUCUCCUUAUGGCAACAAUUAACUGUUGCUAGCUUAAAAGCUGGAUUCCAAAAAAAUCCCAAACAGAGCAAAUGGGAAGAGAUGCGGUCUGCGGGGACUCAGCGGGCCUAACAUCGGUCUGUUGCCGUCAGCAGGAGACCUGAAGCCAGACGGUUUCUCCUCUCCUGGUUUUUAAAAGUGUAGCCUCAUUUUUCAGGGACUGGCUGGGAUUCCGUUCAUCAUGUUGAACGGCGUGGCUCUACGCUCCCAGAUCGCGUCCGUGAUUGAUGCCCUGGCCAAAGCAGCUGUGGCGGAGAUCUUUAAAGUUGUGGAGGACGGGAUGGUGGUGCUGCGGCUGGAGAUGUGUCAGCGGGAGGAUGAGAUCGAGAGGCUGAAGAGCAGCAUGGAGGUCCUGCAUGGAGAGCUGAGGGCGGCGCGGCAGGCGGAGACCCAGCGGCCGGAGCACCGCGGAGGAGACGAAAGUCAUAGGGGUGUUGGAGAUGAGAAGAUCUUCGGUGAAAAGGUUCGCUCUGAUCAAAACCGCACCAUACCAUCUGCACCUGAAGCACAGGUGAAAGGUGAACCUGUGGAAGAGGGAAGUCAGGAUGCCAGAGAACAAUUGGAAAGGCCAGUGGACGGGACUCUGUACGGUGGUGGGCAGGGGAGGUCAGGGGCACAAAAGGAGGCUGCAGGCAGCAGCUCUGAAUACUUAGCUUUAGGUCAGAACUCUUUGUCCUGUCUCUCUGAGGCGUCUUUGCACGGUGGGCUCGUUUUGUCCUGCAACAGCUCUGGUGGGUUUCCGCAGAGCCCGUUCAGCCGUGGGCUUCUAGGUUACACCCAGUACAGAAACACUGUACGAAGGCGGACUGUGAAGAGGCUGAUGUUCAAGAAAGGUUUCAUCUGUCCGUACUGUGGCAAAUGCUUCGAACGAGCUGGACACCUCGAAAGACACAAGAGGAUUCACACUGGCGAGAAACCGUAUCGUUGUGAGAUCUGUGGACGGCGGUUCAAUCAGAAGUGCAGCCUUAAGGAGCACAUGAAGAUUCACAGACGAGGUCUUCAGACGAGACCAGGAGAGGUCCAAAUAAACCAACAAAUCCCGAUACCACAGGUGAAUCCCUGUAUGGAAAGGCAUUGCUCUGAAGAGGCCAGCCAAGCAAAGGCUGAUGAUACCCAAACAAAGACUGAAGAGAUUCUGCCAACAUCUGUCCAGGUAAAAUCUGAGCCGGUCGAGGAAAAUAUAACACAACCACAGCUUAAUGUGGAAAACAAUCAGACAAAGGACAGAGCCGACAGCAUGGGUGAAAACAUCGCACCAGAGUACCAAGGCAGCCAACUGUGGGCACCCAGGUUACAAAACAAUCUAGAGCUGAGCAGAACAGAUUGUACGAACAGCUCAUCACAGAACAUGUCUUCCUUCCCUGCCAUCGCUCAGUUACUCCAGCCACCGGAAGACGCUUUGUAUAGCAACUUUUCUGUCCGAGGAAAACUGUACGGGCAGCUGAAAAACAGCACUGUCCCGCAGACACCUUAUGGAUCCUCAGGCGCAAUUAUCAUACCCAGUAACACAGGCUUACACGUGACAGAGGCCUCAAAUCACCAUAGACAGAGGAAAAACGGAUCGUUUCAAGUUUUGAAACCGAAGAAGUGCUUUGUUUGCACGUACUGCGGGAAGGUCUUUGAGCGAGCUGGACACCUUGAAAGGCACCUCCGGAUUCACACCGGGGAGAAGCCGUAUGGCUGCCAAAUCUGCGGAAGGUGCUUCAAUCAGAAGAGCAGCCUCAAAGGUCACAUGAAGACUCACACAAAUGGGAAGACAACAGACCUGCUGGAUUCUCAUCACCCGAUGUUCUCAGUGCCUGAAAAUCAACUGAUGGAGAACUAUGUGGAAACCAGUAACGGACCAACAGCUGCAGAGGAGCACUUUCCUGCCCCUGCGUACUCUCACUCAAUUAAAGAGGAACCUAUGACGGUGAAGCUGGAGCCCAACAUGGAGAAUUUCCUCACCACGUCUCAGAUAGGGACUGACAGUAGAGCAGGAGCAGUAGACAACGGUUUACUGUGGACAUCUGCAGUAGAGGAAAGUAUUGACAGUCCUGCUCAACCUGUCUGUGUACUUUUACAAGAUGCGAAGUAUCACCACGGUUCCCCUGCUGGGGGAGCCAGUGAGCAGCAGGGAUUCACCUCACCAAUAAGGGAUCUGGCUUUUAUAGACAACAAAGCAAAGGAGGACCAUUAUUUAGCUGUGGGGUUGCAGCAAAGAACAUCAAAUCCAAGUCAUGAGCUGACUGCAAGGGAUUUCUGCUCGGAGAGUGAAGGCCUGAACCAGGAUAGUGUCUAUGAUUUUACUCUGAGAGCUUCAGACGGCUACGAGGACACCUGCGGUGGAGACCCCAUUAGACAGAACUACAUCUGCUCCAGUUGUGGGCAAAGCUUUGAUAGUUUCCAUAUUUUUCAGGAGCACCAGUGUGAAAAACUCCCAGAGCAGCCUUUAAGCUGUGAGAUGUGUGGAAAGACUUUCAACCAGCUGAGCAUCCUGAAACUGCACCUUAAACUACAUGCAAGAUGAAUCGGUUUUCUAUCCAAUACAUUUUCACUCUCUUCGUGUUUAGCUGUAUGAAAUAAACCUGAGACUUAAAUAAAAACAUGAAAUACUAAAGAACAAAAUCAAUAAUUAAUAUCACUGAUUUUAGCUACAUUUUCUGCCCCUUAAACCAACUUUUUUAUUUUACUGUAAAGACAAAUCAAAGAAAAGACUGAUUAUAAUUAAUAUCUUCUUUCUGUGAAAUUAUUUUUGCUGUUUGUCUGUUUGUAACAUUGAGGAAAAUAAAUCUGUUUAUUUCCAAGAAACUUUCUUGAAACAAAAUCACAUUUAAAGAAAAAUAACUUUGCUAAUAAUUCUAAAAUAAAAAUAAAAAUAUAUAAGCCCAUUGGUGAGUUAUGACAAAAGAAUGUACACCCUCUUUCAACUCUAUACAUAAAAGUAGAGUUGAAAGAUCAAUUUCCCAAUUCUUUAACCUUAAGUGUACAAAACACACACACACACUGUCAUCAUUUGUAAAACAAAGAUGAAGCCAAAAUGAAAAUGCUAUGUGUUGAAAACUAAGUACACCCUUGUGGAUCAUGAGGACUCGAGACAAAAAGUUGCAGCCAAGCGCUGCUAAUCAAAUGUAGUUAAUUACUUGAACUUCAGCAAGUGUGUGCACCUCAAUGUUAGCAGGGGUUUUGCCAGUUUGCUGCACUGUAACAUAUACGUGUUUAGAGGGCUGAUGAUUUGGGCUUGUCUUGCAACCACAGAAUACGUGGCUACAUGGCGGUCAUUGAGUCAGCCAUAAAUUCCUCUGUAGACCAAUGUUUUUUAGAGUCAAAUGUGAGGCUAUCUGUUACCUGAAGCUUGCUCCAAACAAGGUCACCAUUAGGGCAAAGAUUAUGAACAGAGCAGCAAAUCCACAAUAGAAUGACCUAAAAAAAGAAAGAAAUCUUGCAAUGGCCUAGUCAAAAUCCAGACCUGAAAGAGAGCUGUGCAACAAUGAAUGAUCUGAAGCAAUACUGUACAGAAGAAUGGGUCAAAUUUCCUCCAAAAUGACGCAACACUGAUAACGUCUGCUGCUGCAGAGGGAGUUCCGUAAAACCACGGGGUGCACUUAAUUUUUCCACACCCAACACUUUUGUUUUCUCUUCAUCUUUAAGAAAUAUUAGUACGGAAUGUGUGUUUUAGAUCACUUGAGGUUAUUUUGAAGCAUAUUUAAUACCUGGAAUGGACCAGAUUAAUCUUUUAUGUCCUGAUAUUUGAAACCUUAGAAGUGAAGGAAGGGUGUACUUUCAUUUCCCAAGACUACAUGUUAACUUAGCAUCCUUACUGAAAUCAGUGUGUUCCGUAUUGUUAGUAAACAAACAGUGAAAUCUAUUCAAGUCAUUUAGAUUUCACUUUUUCCCCCUUUCUAGCUGGUGUUGAAAUUAAGUAUUGAUAUGAGAAGCUUUCAAGUGAAACAAUAAUUAUUCUGGUUACUUUCUGGUGAAAGUUUGUCAAAAUUCCAGAUCUGAAAAUGUGUUGACCACAAUUAUCUUUUUUUUUUUUUUUUUUAGGUGCAACAAGAUUGCUAAGUUUGUUUCCAUUGAAACAUAUUUGGUAAAACUGUAAUAUUAAAAAUGUAAGAUAAUGUUUUAGGUCUUUAAUCAACAUGAAAAUGAGGAAUAAAUGCCGUUUCUGACUUUAGGAUUGAACUGUUUAGAUGGUUUGAUGCAUUUGCCAAUACAGCAUUACAUGUACACCUUACCCAAUUAAAGGGAUGACUUUCUUAGCAUUUUUAUGAUGAUGAAACUGGGAGUUUCCCAGCUAGUCAGAGCAGAGAAAAGACAGAACUUGAGUUUCAUCCUAAUUGUAUCAUUUAAAAUCUGUUCUGGAAGAAUCGAGAUUACCGGUUCAGGUUAGUUUAUAUCCACUCAUCAUCGGGAUGAAUGUCAUUUUUGAGGUGUGGGAUGAUCAUACAACAUACAUCUUUAAUGACUUUGAAAAACCCGAAUUAGUUCCACAAGUCUGGAUUUAUUAUGAAUGUUCUGUAAACUAAACUGGACCAAAUGUGUACGUAGAUAAAUGUUUCUUAGCCAGUUACACCAAAACACACUUUUUGUACAGUUAGGGUUACAAGCGACCUUUUUCUUCUCUGAAAUGUCUAUUCCAAUUGGUUGGUUUCUCGCUUGAUGUCAGGGCUGUUCUUUUAAAAAGCUAAAUGUUAGCCUGCAUUCUUGCUCCGAACCCAGUUUUGUUGUUUGUUUGAGAACGCUGUCCAUUUGGCCACUCAAGUGUCCCAAGUUUAACCAUUUAGGUUUAUGAUAUGAGAUGAAGUUUCACUGAAGUGAAUGCAAUAAUGCGGGACCAUUAUUAUGACCUCAAGCAGAAAGAUUUACAGGAUUAAGAUAAUUCCCUGUUAGUGAAACAGAACAAAGAACCUACCAACAUCAAAAUAGAUUUGGAAAAGAUGUGACAAGCUGUGUGGAGAAUACUGAAUGAAAUCACACUGUUCUUUAAACACUACUCCAGAUUACAAAUGAAAAACUAGCUUUUUUACUAGCAUGUGCACAGAACACAUUAUGGAGGUGACUAAACAGGACACACACUUAACCCGUGGUGCAGAAUUUUCUCCAUCUAACUCUACCUCUUCCAGCACCUCGGCACCAAUAGAAAAGUGGGAAAAUAACAGCAGGUCAAGCUGACAAAUGGAGGACAAAUGAUCAGUCCUACUUUAACACGAGCCUCAAAAUACAGCAGGAGCACUAUGGGUCAGCACAGUAGGUUAAAAUCAAAGAUCCAACCUGAACCAUUUGGACAAUUUGUGGAUUGAUCUUAAAAGCAGGGUUCAUGACAUAAAACUAAUUUAUGGAACUGUAGCAACUCUGCUAGAAAGAGUGAUCAAAUAUGCAAACAGAAUUAUGCCAGGACUAGGGGUGCACCGAUCUUAUUGAUGGUUUGCACAGGCUAACCUUUAAAAUUGUCGAUUCUGGUAAAAUAUUACAAACAUUCUUUGAAUAGGAACAACUUCCAUAUUCUGCCUCUUUGGUGUUAUUGUCUUUUAUAACGGUGCCACUUUCUCAUUUCUUACUUUAUAUUUUAUAGCCAUCCGAUCAAUAACUGUCAUAUAAGUAAGUGUCUUUACAUGGCAUUGACAAUGAUAAUCACUUGUGUUGGCUGAAUAUGUUUGGAUAUAAGUAUACUUACGGUACAUUUUAUUGUCUUUUUUGUAUUUUUUAAAUAAAGAUGAGAUGACCAAUGA
This is a messenger RNA of Girardinichthys multiradiatus, 7679 nucleotides long. RefSeq names its product sal-like protein 1. Bases 2150 to 4477 code for a protein of 775 amino acids. Lineage: Eukaryota; Metazoa; Chordata; Actinopteri; Cyprinodontiformes; Goodeidae. Gene Ontology annotation, molecular function: RNA polymerase II cis-regulatory region sequence-specific DNA binding; DNA-binding transcription factor activity. The transcript is spliced from 4 exons. Gene Ontology annotation, biological process: regulation of transcription by RNA polymerase II. The record is from RefSeq and is a predicted model, not a curated record.